CUCUCUCUCUCUCUCUCUCUCUCUCUCUCUCUCUCUCUCUCUCUCUCUCUCUCUCACUCACACACACACACACACACACACACACACACACACACACACACACACACACACACACACACACACACACACACACACACACACACACACACACACACCGACGCACACACACACUCAACCCCACACACACUCUGAAACAGGUUCAUGAUAAUGAGAAGCCUCAAGGCGCUGGGGUAGCAGGAGCCAUUUUUUCAUUCAUGCGGAGCGGUGCGGACGGAGUUGAGGGACUGGCGUGUUUUGAUGAGAAGCAUCGGCGUGGUUACUGCGGUUCCGUCUAAACGUUAAGUGGGAUUACCUGCGGAAGUGCGGCGCAAAGAAUGGAUACACUACAACAAAGGGAAACGCACAGGCGGAAAGUUUAGGGGACCGCGGUGAGAAAUUACUCUUAACUGGAUAAACACUACUGAGGAGCGAUGCACGUAAUCAAGUGGGAUUUGUUUUUUAUUUUGUGGUGGUUGGAACUGAUAUCGUUAUCGAACUGCUACACCGUUCACCUACGUGAGGAUGCGGAGAUAAGGACUCUACUUGCAAGCGUGCCGGAGAGCGGAGAGUGCACUUUGGAUCAGGUAAUCGCUCCAAAAUUCACCAAGGACUUCAUUGAGACGGACGCAGAGGCUGGCAUUGUGUUCGUCUCGGGCCAGAUCUCUUGCCCCUCGCUCGGCUCAAACCCAUUCACAGUGUACACUGUUGCAGAAUGCUCUGACCAUGAUUCCAAGGUUAGGCACCUCGUCACUUAUCAAUAUGAUGUGCAUGUCCAUGGUAAAAACUGUUCAAACAAACACAAAAGAAAGUCUGAGUGGGAUAUGGAGGUGUUCAGCUUGUUUAGGUAUGGCAGCCGGCAUAUACAGUGCCAUGAAGCGGGUUCUGCGUUGUUCCGUGUGUGGGAACUGCUCCCUACAUCCCCCACACGCCGCAGUGUUCACUGUAAGGUGACCACUAACCCUGACUUCUACUUUUCACGGGGAGAGUUGUUUGUUUUGAAGACGCUUUGCUGGAGACAUGACCUCCUCUUUGAACUAGACAUGGACUGUAACGUAGACCAUGAAAAUGUGCCUGGGGCUAAAGUUGACCAUAUCUCCAUUCACUGGCGUAUAGGCCAGGGCUCUUUCACACAGGCUCAUCUAGGCAGGUUAUUAGAACAGGCAGCCCAGUCAGACGCAGGUAUUGUGAGCAGAAAGAAGCGAAGUAUCAACAACAGCCCACAGUUCAAACCCCCCAUGUACCAAGUGUCUGUGCCAGAGAACAAGCCAGCAGGGACGUCAGUGGUUGUUUUGAAGGCUGUGGAUGUAGACGAGGGAGAGGCAGGCAGACUAGAGUACUUUAUCGAAGCCUUAUUUGACAGCCGCUCCAACAACCUUUUCGCCGUCGACCCGGCCAACGGGGCAUUGUCCACCGUAGAGGUGCUGGACCGGGAGACCAAGGACACCCACGUCUUCCGGGUGACGGCCGUUGACCACGGCACCCCUCGGCGCACCGCCAUGGCCACCCUCAGCAUCACGGUCAGCGAUACCAACGACCACAACCCCGUGUUCGAGCAGCAGGACUACAAGGAGAGCGUCCGGGAGAACCUGGAGAUCGGCUACGAGGUGCUGACCGUGCGCGCCACGGACGGGGACUCGCCCGUCAACGGCAACAUCCUGUACCGCGUCCUCAACAGCAACGGCUCCAACGACGUCUUCGAGAUCGACCCCCGGUCCGGCGUGAUCCGCACCAAGGGCCCGGUCGACCGGGAGCUGGUGGACGCCUACCUGCUGCUGGUGGAGGCCAACGACCAGGGUCGGGACCCCGGGCCACGCAGCGCCACAGCCACGGUCCACAUCAUCGUGGAGGACGACAACGACAACGCGCCGCAGUUCAGCGAGAAGCGCUACGUGGUGCAGGUGCCCGAGGACCUGGUGACUAACACGGAGAUCCUGCAGGUCACGGCCACGGACCAGGACAAGGGGAGCAACGCCGUGGUCCACUUCAGCAUCAUGAGUGGGAACACCAGGGGCCAGUUCUACAUCGACGCCCAAACGGGCAAGAUGGACCUGGUGAGCCAGCUGGACUACGAGGCGAAUAAGGAGUACACCCUGAGGAUCCGGGCCCAGGACGGCGGCCGCCCGCCGCUCUCCAACAUCAGCGGCCUGGUGACCGUGCAAGUGCUGGACGUCAACGACAACGCACCCAUUUUCGUCAGCACCCCCUUCCAGGCCACCGUGCUGGAGAACGUGCCUCUGGGAUACUCCAUCAUCCACAUCCAGGCCGUGGACGCCGAUUCCGGGGAUAACUCCAGGCUGGCGUACCGCCUCACAGACACCACGCCCAACUUCCCUUUCUCCAUCAACAACAGCACAGGCUGGAUCGUGGUGGCGGCCGAGCUGGACCGCGAGAGCGUGGACUUCUACAACUUUGGCGUGGAGGCCCGCGACCACGGCCGGCCCGUCAUGUCGUCCUCGGCCAGCAUCAGCAUGACCAUCCUGGACGUCAACGACAACAACCCCGAGUUCAGCCACAAGACCUACUACAUGCGCCUGAACGAGGACGCGGCUGUGGGCACGAGCGUGGUGACGGUGUCCGCCGUGGACCAGGACAUCAACAGCGUGGUGACAUGCCUUCAUGUGUCUCUCCUCAGCCCCGUCCUGAACCAGGCCGGCCUUCCCCAGGGACCCUCCGACCAAAAGGUUGUCGUGGUGACGGUGGACAACUGCGACGCCUCCGUGGCCAUGAGAUUUGGUCACAUGAUAGGAAACUACACCUGUGCCGCCCAGGGCAGCCAAUCGGGUUCCAAGAAGUCUCUGGACCUCACGGGGCCCCUGUUGCUGGGGGGCGUUCCCAAGCUGCCCGAAGACUUCCCCGUCCAGAACCGGCAGUUCGUGGGCUGCAUCAAGGAUCUCCGCAUCGACGAGAGCCACGUCGACAUGGCGGGCUUCAUCGCCAACAAUGGCACCUUACCCGGGUGCUCGGCCAAGCGUCACUUCUGCAACAACAGUCCCUGUCAGAACGGAGCCACCUGCGUCAACCUGUGGGGGUCUUUCAGCUGCCACUGCCCCCUGGGGUACGGAGGGCCCAAGUGCGAGAGAGUGAUGGCCAACCCGCAGCGUUUCCUAGGCAACAGCCUGUUGCAGUGGAGUCACCUGGCGGCGGCGGCGCUGGCGGUGCCGUCACACGUGGAGUUCAUGCUGCGCACGCGGCAGCCCAGCGCCACCCUGCUGCACCUCUCGGCCGGGCAGCAGCACAACCUCACCCUGCAGCUGCGUGGGGGCAGUGUGGUGAUGGGGCUGCACCGCGGCGAGGACUCCGUCCUGUCCCGGGUGGAGGAGGUGCUGGUGAACGACGGAGCCUGGCACCACCUGCAGCUGGACUUCAGCAGCUCCCCGGGGACCCCCAGCCACCACCGGGCGGUGCUGUCCCUGGACCACGGCCUCUACCUGGCCAGCAUGGAGGUGGACGGGGGUCUGCGGGGGUCCAAGCUGAAGGCGGUGACCGUGGGCGGGCUGCUGCAGGCGGACGGCACGGUGCAGCACGGCUACCGCGGCUGCCUCCAGGGUCUGAGGGUAGGGGAGGGUCUGCGUCUGGCCCAGGCCAGGAAGCUGAAGGUGGAGCAGGGCUGCAGCGUGCCCGACCCCUGUGGCUCCAGCCCGUGCCCCGCCCACAGCUACUGCAGCGAUGACUGGGACAGCUACUCCUGCACCUGCAGCCCCGGUUACUAUGGCAGCGCCUGUACCGAAGCGUGUGCGCUGAACCCUUGUGAACACGAGUCGUCCUGCGCCCGGAAGCCCGGCUCGCUCCGGGGCUACUCCUGCGACUGCCCCAGUCAUUACUUCGGAGAGUACUGUGAGAAGAAGACCGACCUGCCGUGUCCCCGAGGCUGGUGGGGCCACAAGACCUGCGGCCCCUGUAGCUGUCUGACGGACAAGGGCUUCGACUCGGACUGCAACAAAACCAGCGGGGAGUGCCGUUGCAAGGACAACCACUACCGGCCCGAGGGCAGUGAGUCGUGCCUGCUGUGCGACUGCUACCCCAUUGGCUCCUUCUCCCGGGCGUGCGACCGGGAGAGCGGCCAGUGCCAGUGCAAGCCCGGCGUCAUCGGGCGCCAGUGUGACCGCUGUGACAACCCCUUCGCCGAGGUGUCGCCCAACGGCUGCGAGGUCAUCUAUGACAGCUGUCCUCAGGCCAUCCAGGCCGGGAUCUGGUGGCCCAGGACCAAGUUCGGCCUCCCCGCGGCUGUGUCCUGUCCCAAGGGAUCUCUGGGCACGGCCAUUCGCCACUGUGACGAGCACAAGGGAUGGCUGCCCCCCAACCUGUUCAACUGCACCUCCAUCAGCUUCUCCAAGCUCAAGGGACUGUCGGAGAGGCUGUCCCGCAACGCCUCGGCCCUGGACUCGGAGCAGGCCAAGCGCACGGCCGCCCAGCUGGCCAACGCCACGGCACACACCCCCAAGUACUACGGCAGCGACGUGCGCGUGGCCUACCUGCUGACCCAGGGCCUGCUGCAGCACGAGAGCCGCCAGCAGGGCUUCAACCUCACCGCCACCAAGGACGUGCACUUCACCGAGAACCUGGUGCGCGUGGGCAGCGCCAUCCUGGCCCCGGACACGCGCGCCCACUGGGAGCUGAUCCAGCACACGGAGCGCGGCACGGCGGCACUGCUGCGGCGCUUCGAGGACUACGCCAACACGCUGGCGCAGAACAUGAGGAAGACCUACCUCAGCCCCUUCACCAUCGUCACGCCGCACAUCGUCAUCUCCGUGGACCGCCUGAAGAAGAUGAACUUCGCGGGCGCCAAGCUGCCCCGCUACCAGUCGCUCCGCGGGCCACGGCCCGACGACCAAGAGACGGCCGUGACGCUCCCGGACACGGUGUUCGAGCCCGCCGCCCCCCUGGAGACGCGCGGCCACCGGCAGCUGGAGGUCUUCCCCGAGUCCCCCUCGUCCAGGAACCACACCGCCGCCGCCGCCACCACCGAGGCGGCGGCGGCGGCGCCCACGGCGUCCAGGAAGAGGAGGCACCCGGCGGAGGGCCAGCAGGACGCGGUGGCCAGCAUCAUCAUCUUCCACAGCCUGGCGGCGCUGCUGCCCCAGAGCUACGACCCCGACAAGAGGAGCCUGCGGGUGCCCAAGCGGCCGGUCAUCAACACCCCGGUGGUGAGCAUCACGGUGCACGACAACGACGAGCUGCUGCAGCACGCGCUGGACAAGCCCAUCACGGUGCAGUUCCGCCUGGUCGCCACCGAGGAGCGCUCCAAGCCCAUCUGCGUCUUCUGGAACCACACCAUACUGGGUGGGAGCGGAGGCUGGUCGGCCAAGGGCUGCGAGGUGGUGUUCAGGAACAACACGCACAUCAGCUGUCAGUGCUACCACAUGACCAGCUUCGCCGUGCUCAUGGACAUCUCCAGGAGAGAGAACGGCGAGAUCCUCCCGCUGAAGCUGGUGACGUGGAGCACGGUGGGCGUGACGCUGGGCUUCCUCUUCCUCACCACCCUCUUCCUCCUCUGCCUGAGGGCCAUGCAGUGCAACCGCACCAGCAUCAUCAACAACGGAGCCGUCGCCCUCUUCCUCUCCGAGCUCAUCUUCAUCCUGGGCAUCAACCAGGCAGACAACCCGUUCACCUGCACGGGCAUCGCCAUCCUGCUGCACUUCUUCUACCUGUGCACCUUCUCCUGGCUCUUCCUGGAGGGCCUGCACGCCUACCGCAUGCUCAGCGAGCUGCGCGACAUCAACUACGGCCCCAUGCGCUUCUACUACCUGAUUGGCUGGGGAGUGCCCGCCUUCAUCACAGGCCUGGCAGUGGGACUGGACCCAGAAGGCUACGGUAACCCUGACUACUGCUGGCUCUCCGUGUACGACACCCUCAUCUGGAGCUUCGCCGGGCCCAUAGCCAUGGUGGUGGGGAUGAACGUCUUCCUCUACAUUCUGGCCUCCAGGGCCUCCUGCACCCUGAGAAGACACGGCUUCGACAAGAAGGAGCCCCCUGUCUCUGGUCUGAGGACAGCCGGCGGCGUACUCUUGCUGGUGACGGUCACAUGUCUGCUGGCACUGCUUUCGGUCAACAGUGACAUGAUCAUCUUCCACUACCUGUUCGCCGGAUUCAACUGUCUCCUGGGUCCGUUCAUCUUCUUCUUCCGCAUCGUGUUCAACAAAGAGGCGAGGUCCGCCAUGAAAUUCUGCUGCAGUCGAAAGCGGCCCGAUCACAUGAUCAAAUCCAAGGCCUCUACGUACAAGUGCAGCGGGGGCUACAUGGACGGCCGGCUGUACCACCUCCCGUUCGGGGACUCCAGCGUGUCGCUCAACGGCACCAUGCAGAGCGGGAAGAGCCAGCAGAGCUACGUGCCCUUCGUCCUCCGGGACGACGGACUCAACAACAGCCAGGCGCACAUCGCUCUGAACGAACACGGCUUCCACGACACUAAGGAGCACCAGGACGAUGGCGACAGUGAUUCAGACAGCGACCUUUCCAUCGAGGACGACCAGAGUGGCUCCUACGCCUCCACUCACUCCUCUGACAGCGAGGACGGGGAGGGGCCCUACCGCCCAGAGGAAUGCUGGGAAAACUUGGCCUCCAACGGCCCCAAGAGACCACACCUCCACGACAACGGUAAGACGCAGCCGCCGGGAGACGCCUCAGCGGGACGUCCCGGGGAGGGAGCUGGAGGGCCGGAGCUUCUGCUGGCGGAGGGGCCGGCCCACCCGGCAACCAUCGCCAGGGACAACCGAACGGCGUCGGACGAGAGGCCCGGGGACAGGGACGGCAGCGGCACCUCCACCCCGCUCCACAACCACCACCCCCACCACCACGCCCAUCCACCCCAGAAAGGGAUCCUGAAGAAGAAGCAGCUGUCUCCCAUCGCAGAGCGGAACGGGCUCCACCGGAUCCACAACGAGCUGUCAGGGGCCGGCCAGGGCCCCGGGUCCCCUCGCCGGGCGGGGGGCUCCCCCUCCCCCUCCUCCUCCUCCUCCUCCAGCGAGGGCCGACCCACGGCCCCCAAGCCCCCCCCCGCGGACCACCUCAACGGGGUCGCCAUGACCAUCAAGGCCGGGACGGUGGACGGAGACUCGUCGGGAUCAGACUUCCGUUUCCUCUCCAUGUGACCGGGAAAGGGGGUGUGUCUUCACAGGUCCUAGAGUCGGACACACCGGCGUCACGGAAUCCAUCCAUCCAAUGGCAAUGAAGAAGAACUCAGAGGGAGAGAGAGAGAGGGAGAGAAGGGGAGAGAGAGGCAGCAUGGAGGGGUUGAGCACUGGACAUUCCUUAAUCCCAGAGGAUCUCUUCCCUUCUCGAUGCUGCACCUAUAUUUGAGGCGUGUGUGUUUGUGUGUGUGUGUGUGUCGAUUGUGUGUGUGUGUGUGUACGUGUGCCAAACCUCAGGAGUCACCUCAUUGGCCCAGGCUUAAAGCACACCGAUCGGUCCCGCCCUUCCCUCGAAAAAAAUUAUGUUAUUUUUGUUCACAUACUUGAAAGCGAUGCACUUUUUAAUUUACACUGCCUGCCAAGAUGCUCUGGUGGUCAUUAGUUUUUUUUUAUAACUUUUUUAAAUGAUUGUGUAUGAGUUUGUUCCCACGUUUGUGUUUCGCUCGGCAGAUUACGGAGCAAAAUGAAGAAGUCAUCCUUUUUUCGGGCGGGGCCAUUCGGUUUGGUAGAAUUGUUAAUUAUUCAGGGAAUUAGACACACACACACACACAAAAGCACCACAAGUUUGCGUUAAAGGACGACCCGUAGUGUGUGUCGUCACCGCUCGCGGUUGCUAGGAGACCGCAUCGGCCCAUCUCCCGAUGGAGUUCAGGUCUCGGGUACCGAAGUCGUCGCAGGAUCUCUGAACGACGACAGAGUCUGUCCACAGACCCGACACCCCCUCUUUACCAGAGGAGAGGGGGACAUGGACCCCCCCAGCCCCACUUUCUCGUGCCUGGUCAUCAACAGAUCGUCGUCCAGAGGCCCCUCUUCAUCAUCUUCAUCUCCCUCACCCAUUGGAUUAGAUCAACGGUUGGCGUACUAAAGAAGCACGGAUGGACAGACUGACAGAGAGUCUACACUGUAACAUAUCCGAUAUAAGCUACUUGACACUGACGAAGGACGCGCUGUGUGGUAGCUCAGCUCCUCGGGGGUGGAGCAAGGAUGUGGGUGAGGCUGGGUUGUGGGCGGAGCCGACGACGGCGGCCGCUGCAUCACGCCGCCAUUCCCUUAAGCCAGGCGGGGAAGGACCUUUUCUUUGAAUUGCUGGCACCCCUUUGUUUCAUGGACGUGAGAAACGCUCUCGGUAUAGGACGCUGUCGCUCUCCUCCUCGCCACGGGAGAGACGUUGUCGUAUGACCUCAAUGACUAAAACACUGUAUUUUAUAGACUAGCAAUGAGGCGUUUUUGUUUUUUUUAGGCAUUUGUUGUAAAAUAUCUAAAUACCUGCUACGAACUUGCUGUAAUAUUCCACCUGUAAUCCAAUGUGACUGUACAGAGUUGCCUGUAAAAAAAUGAAUUGGGGUUUCCACCCCGUGGUUUCACCAUAUCUAUAAAAGGAAUUGCUUACGUAACGCAGUCGGACUCGUAUACUAACUGGAACAAUUCAUUUCACUGUCGUUUUUUUAUAUUGUGAAGAAAAGGCUGUUCUGCUACUUUCUCUCUCUUCUGAACAUGUAUGACCUUUGUAGAUAUCAUUUUAACAGCCAUUCAAUCUCUAAGUACUCCUCUGAUGCGGGUGUCACUAGAUCAAUCACAAAUAACCUUUUCAAACCGUGUAUGUGAACCUGGUUCCCUACAGACUGUAAAUCUGAUCCUACAUCUGUUGUUGCACCUGUGCCAAGUACAGUGACAAUAUUGUCACUUUACAAUUGCUGUUUGGUGUCUUAAAAUAAUUGUACUUCAUUUCAAAGCUGUUAUAUUCCCAGGAAACACCACCUGAUUUAACAGACGUGUGGGAAACAACGAAUGGAGAAGUGGGCCACAAAAUCAAAAAGGUUUUUCAUGUUGAUUUAAUAAACGACUUUCAAAUAAUGUUGGCAAUUUAGAAGGAAUUACUGGCACAUUAAACCUACUCCUUGUUUUAUUGUUUUUAUGUACUUGGUCUAUACAAACUGCCUAUCAUCAUAGCGCCCAAGCAAUCAACUGCUCCAAAACCAACAACUGUCGUAGGUGAUGUCAAAGCUUUAGUGAUACAGGGUAGUGUCUAUGAAAUGGCUGUUAUUUUUCUAUGUGGAAAUGCUUUGUAAAGGAUUUCACCGGAUUUCAAGUAAAACGGAGAGAAGUGGCUACCAUGA
Gadus macrocephalus (Pacific cod) is the source of this 9283-nucleotide messenger RNA. It is a transcript of the gene celsr2, whose product is annotated as cadherin, EGF LAG seven-pass G-type receptor 2. Lineage: Eukaryota; Metazoa; Chordata; Actinopteri; Gadiformes; Gadidae. The transcript is spliced from 30 exons. The record is from RefSeq and is a predicted model, not a curated record. Gene Ontology annotation, biological process: homophilic cell-cell adhesion; cell surface receptor signaling pathway; G protein-coupled receptor signaling pathway. Bases 471 to 7127 code for a protein of 2218 amino acids. Gene Ontology annotation, molecular function: calcium ion binding; G protein-coupled receptor activity. Gene Ontology annotation, cellular component: plasma membrane.